Messenger RNA from Impatiens glandulifera, 1711 nucleotides. RefSeq names its product polyadenylate-binding protein RBP47-like. The record is from RefSeq and is a predicted model, not a curated record. NCBI's taxonomy places the organism in Eukaryota, Viridiplantae, Streptophyta, Magnoliopsida, Ericales, Balsaminaceae. Gene Ontology annotation, cellular component: cytosol. Gene Ontology annotation, molecular function: mRNA binding. The transcript is spliced from 6 exons. The coding region runs from base 149 to 1315 and encodes 388 amino acids.
UAUCUCUCUUUCCGAUUCUGUUCAUUCAUCUCUGCCCUAGCGUUAUCUUCUUCUUCUUCUCUCUCUCUACCCAUCUCGCAAACUUUGCUCAAAUCCUCUCUAACGAGAGAGAGAGAAGGAAAGAAGAACAAAGGCGGUAGUUUUUGUAAUGAUGCAGUCGACAAACGCUGCUCCCGAUCUGAAUUACCAGCAACAACCGGCGGCAACGAUGCAACAUCAGCCGAGUCAUAUGCAACAACAGAUGUGGAUGCAACAAUAUCAACAAUGGAUGGCUAUGCAUCAGUACCCAGCUGCGGCAAUGACGGCUCAACAAGUCAUGUAUCAGCCGCAACAGCAUUAUAUGCCAUAUCAACAACAUGUUCAACAUUAUCAGCAGCCUCAAUUGCAGGUUAAUUCUCAGAUUCAAGCAUCAACUGAAGAUAAUAGGACGAUCUGGAUCGGAGAUCUACAACAAUGGAUGGAUGAGGGUUAUCUUAAUAAUUGCUUUGCUCACACCAAUGAGGUUUCAUCUCUGAAGAUAAUCCGCAAUAAGCAGACUGGGCAAUCAGAGAGGUAUGGUUUUGUUGAAUUUCACUCCCACUCGGCAGCUGAGAAAGUUCUGCAGAACUUCAAUGGAACUCCAAUGCCAAACGGAGAUCAGCUUUUCCGCUUGAACUGGGCGGGCUUCAGCUCCGGCGACAAACGGGUGGCGGCUGAUGCUGGUCCGGAUCUUUCGGUAUUUGUGGGAGAUUUGACUUCAGAUGUUACAGAUGCUAUGCUCCUUGAAACCUUUGCUAGUAGAUACCAGUCUGUUAAAGGUGCUAAAGUAGUAGUUGAUACAAGCACCGGCCGUUCAAAAGGCUAUGGUUUUGUUAGGUUUGGCGAUGAGAAUGAGAGGGCAAGGGCCAUAACUGAGAUGAAUGGAAUGUUUUGUUCUACUAGGCAAAUGCGAGUUGGGGUUGCAACUCCGAAAAAGCAGGGAGGACCUCAACAGUACCCGUCACAAGCUCUGAUAUUAACGGGGGGAUAUGCACUCAAUGGUGCUGCACACCAAACUAAUCAAUCUGAUGGUGAUACAUCUAGCACUACUAUAUUUGUCGGAGGGCUUGAUUCUGAAGUUAUCGAUGAGGAUCUCAGGCAGCCCUUCUCUCAGUAUGGAGAGGUUAUUUCUGUGAAAAUUCCUGCUGGGAAAGGUUGUGGUUUUGUUCAAUUCACUAACAGAAACGAAGCUGAGGAGGCAAUCCAGGGACUGAACGGAACUGUUAUUGGCAAGCAGGUGGUUCGUCUUUCUUGGGGUCGAAGUCUUGGGAACAAGCAGUUCAGAAAUGGAUACUAAAGCAGCAGUGACAGAGUAAGAAGAACCUGUUCCGAGAAAUCAUCUUAAAGAGAGCAAACAAGGACGGGCAUGCAAUAGAUUAGAGAUUAAGUAAGAUUUCAUGCCAGAACUUGUUUGCAUCUCAAACCAUGAAGGGAUACGAUCAAAUCAUGUGACUCAAAAAUAAACAAACUUAUAUUUCACUGAAGAGGUGAUGAAAAAACAAAAACAAAACAGGCAGGUUCUUCUUCUUCUUCUUAGUCUCGAUGUGUUGUGUGUCGUCGGUUGUGUUUUUCUCCUACGAUGUGUUUGAACUUUUAGAUUGAUAUUUUCGAGACUUCAUGCACUUUCAUUUAUUAGGAUUUCUUUGAGAUUUCAGACUUUAUUUAUUAUGUUCUAGCAUAUCAGAUUGAUUGA